Messenger RNA from Aegilops tauschii subsp. strangulata, 561 nucleotides. RefSeq names its product putative invertase inhibitor. Lineage: Eukaryota; Viridiplantae; Streptophyta; Magnoliopsida; Poales; Poaceae. The record is from RefSeq and is a predicted model, not a curated record. Gene Ontology annotation, molecular function: enzyme inhibitor activity.
AUGGCGAUGCAUCAGCAGGUCAGUUUACUCCUCACCCUCAUCCUCCUCCUGGCUACCGGAGAAGGCAGCCUCGCCGUCGGCACUCCGUCCGCGAUCAUCAGAACGACAUGCGCUGCUGUCGGUCGACCCGGCGGGGAAGUGGGUUACGACACCUGCGUGGGCUUGCUCUCGGCCGACCCGGCGGCCGCGGCCGCCAAGGACGCAGGUCAGCUCGCCGUCGUCGCCACCAACCUCACCGUGGCCAACGUCACGUCGACGGUGCUCGUCCUCGACGACCUCGCCAAGAACCUCGGGGACUGCCUCCGCUACUACAGGGACAUGAACAAGACCCUGGACGCCGCGCUCGGUGACCUACGUGCCGGGCGCGUCGAGGCGGCGUCCGGCAAAUUGUUGGAUGCCAAUGGAGUGCCCGACAGCUGCGACAUCCAAUUGUUCGAGGGGAGUGCGAAGAAGAAUCCGAUGAGGAAGGAGAACACCGACGCCGAUUUGCUGUCCCGACUGGCAUACGCCAUUACUGACUUGCAGCUGCCGAAUCCUCCUCGGCACCGACGUGAAGUUUGA